Messenger RNA from Misgurnus anguillicaudatus (oriental weatherfish), 2588 nucleotides. NCBI's taxonomy places the organism in Eukaryota, Metazoa, Chordata, Actinopteri, Cypriniformes, Cobitidae. The record is from RefSeq and is a predicted model, not a curated record.
ACAGCAUGAGCGCUGUCACUUUGACACUGAACGAGGCAGGCGCGUGAGCUUCAGUCGUCUCGUUCAUUUACCCCCAUUUUCCGUUUCCCCCGUCGACAACUCAUUAUCUUUUAAUUUCUUUGUCUAUCGUGCCGUCAUUUUCAAAGCACCGCGUCGCCAUGUACCGGUAUUUCGGGGAGCUGCUGACUCGCACAGCGGGUAACGCGUUGGCCUCGGGAUGCGUCGAGUCCGCUCUGCCGGCUUCCUCAUCUCUGCUGAGGACGCGCCACUACAGCGAUGCCGCCGACAAAGAGGACGACCCCAACUUCUUCAGGAUGGUGGAGGGCUUUUUUGAUCGCGGCGCUGCUAUUGUCGAAAACAAGCUUGUGGAGGACCUGAAGACCCGCGAGACACCCGAGCAGAAGAGACUGCGUGUGCGUGGGAUCCUGGGGAUCAUCAAACCCUGCAACCACGUCCUGAGUGUAUCCUUCCCCAUCAAGAGGGACAACGGGGAGUGGGAGGUGAUCGAGGGUUAUCGGGCACAACACAGUCAGCACAGAACACCUUGCAAAGGGGGUAUACGAUACAGCAUGGAUGUGUCUGUGGAUGAGGUUAAAGCUUUGGCUUCGUUGAUGACAUACAAGUGUGCUGUUGUGGAUGUGCCAUUUGGUGGAGCUAAAGCUGGUGUGAAAAUCAACCCCAAGAAUUAUUCUGACAACGAGUUGGAAAAAAUCACAAGAAGAUUCACGAUUGAGCUGGCCAAAAAGGGAUUCAUUGGACCUGGCAUUGAUGUCCCUGCCCCUGACAUGAGCACCGGUGAGAGGGAGAUGUCCUGGAUCGCUGACACCUAUGCUAACACUAUUGCCCACACUGAUAUCAAUGCUCAUGCCUGUGUGACUGGUAAGCCCAUCAGCCAGGGUGGUAUUCAUGGGAGAAUCUCAGCCACUGGUCGUGGAGUCUUCCACGGCAUUGAGAACUUCAUCAAUGAAGCCUCCUUCAUGAGCAAGCUGGGACUGACUCCUGGAUUUGCAGACAAAACCUUUAUCAUUCAGGGUUUUGGUAAUGUAGGUCUGCAUUCCAUGCGUUAUCUUCACCGUUAUGGUGCCAAAUGUGUGGGAAUUGCAGAGAUCGAUGGCAGCAUUUGGAACCCCAAUGGCAUGGACCCAAAAGAGCUGGAGGACUAUAAACUGCAACACGGCACUAUUGUGGGCUUCCCGGGCGCUCAGCCCUAUGAGGGAAACAUUCUGGAAGCUCAGUGUGAUAUCCUCAUCCCUGCCGCUGGAGAGAAACAGCUGACCAAGAAGAACGCUCAUAACAUCAAAGCCAAGAUUAUUGCUGAAGGUGCUAAUGGUCCCACCACACCAGAAGCUGAUAAGAUCUUCUUGGAGAAGAACGUCAUGGUCAUUCCGGACAUGUACCUUAAUGCUGGAGGUGUUACAGUCUCCUACUUCGAGUGGUUGAAGAACCUGAACCACGUCAGCUACGGUCGCCUGACCUUCAAGUAUGAGAGGGACUCCAACUACCACCUGCUCAUGUCAGUGCAAGAGAGUCUUGAAAGGAAGUUCGGCAAACAGGGAGGCCCCAUUCCUAUUGUCCCCACUGCUGAUUUCCAGGCCCGGGUUGCUGGCGCCUCGGAGAAAGACAUUGUGCACUCUGGUCUUGCCUACACCAUGGAGAGGUCGGCUAGGCAAAUUAUGCGCACUGCAAACAAGUACAACCUGGGCUUGGAUUUGAGGACGGCAGCUUACGUCAACGCCAUAGAGAAAGUCUUCAAGGUGUACAAUGAGGCUGGCCUGACCUUUACAUAAAUCACCCAUAAUUCCCUCUGCAAACCACUUUAUCGUUCUCUCUUGAUUCUCCCAUAACCCGUUUAACAUAUCAGAGUUUACAUUAGGCUGACCCCAAUCUCUCCUAGUCUGUAAUACCAUCACAUUGCCAUGCACCCUAAAUUCCGUCCACCCAAGUUGUUUAUUCUGUUGUGAGGCUGCAGGUUUGACCACUUCGCUGUACAUUUAUGUGGCCUAAAGUCUUGAAAUGACUCGUGUUUUCUCACGUUCUUGUGUCUUUUAUUUUUGUUUUCAUUUGUGGUUAGCUUUUCAGAUGCAACUGUAGCGUGCCAUUUGUCCUAUUUGUUGCAUUCUGUCACCUUUAAAUGUUAAGUGGUGCAUUUUUGUUCUCUGCCAUGUAGCAGUAGGUUUUAUUUACAUAGUGUUGGAGACUAUAAAAAUUGCUACAGGAAUGAAAGAUGCCUUACACCUUUAAGCAGGAGUUUUAUACUUGGAGGAAUGAUUUAGUUUAUCGCUAGUACAUCACACAAAGAGAAACCUAUUGUUUAAUUUGUCUAAUCUCAAUGUUGAACUCUAGAAAUGUAAAAAUGUCUAGUGAACUACGUGCAGUACUUUUGUACUUUUAGGACAGAUUUUGUUUGUAUCAAAGGCAUAGCUUUGUAACUUCUAGAGAUCUGUUCUGCUAGUUUUUAACAUGCAGUGAAAACCAUUAAGCAUUCUUCUUAGUAGGAUGCUUAAAUGAGAGCAUUUGUUCACCGACUGUAUCUGCCACCUUAUCCCAAAUAUUGCCUUUUUUGUUGAGAAUAAAAGAAACAAUCAUAA